AGAGCCUGACCUCAGUCCCACGGCGGGACACAAUGGGAAGCUUCCUCCCCGACAGCAGCGCCUAUGAGCUCCUGACCAUCAUAGGUCGAGGCCUGGAGGACUUGAUGACCGUCAACCUUGCCAGAUACAGACCCACAGGAGAACACGUAGCAAUCCGUCGGAUUGACCUGGAGUCCUGCACAAAUGAAAUGGUCAACUACCUGCAGGCUGAGCUCCAUGUAUCUAAGCUGUUCCACCACUCCAGCAUCCUGCCCUACAGGAGCAUCUUCAUAGCAGAGAACGAGCUGUGGGUCAUCUCUCCCUUCAUGGCCUAUGGGUCAGCCAGAGACCUGAUCAGCAGCCACUUCACUGAUGGGAUGAAUGAGCUGGCCAUCGCCUACAUCCUACUGGGCAUGCUCAAAGCCCUGGACUACAUCCACCACAUGGGCUAUGUACACCGGAGCGUGAAGGCCAGCCACGUGUUGAUCUCGGCAGACGGUCAGGUGUGUAUGUCUGGUCUGAGGAGCAUCAUCAGUCUGAUCCGUCACGGCCAGCGGGCCAGAGUGGUCCAUGACUUCCCCCAGUACAGCAUCAAGGUGCUUCCCUGGCUCAGCCCAGAGGUGCUGCAGCAGAACCUGCAGGGAUACGACUUCCGGUCAGACAUCUACAGUCUUGGCAUCACAGCCUGUGAGCUCGCCAAUGGACAUGUGCCCUUCAAAGACAUGCCAGCCACACAGAUGUUGCUGGAGAAGCUGAACGGGACAGUCCCCUGUCUGUUGGACACCACCACCAUCCCCCCAGAGGAGCUGACCAUGAAGCCCUCCCGCUCUGGAGCUGACUCUGGGAUCUGUGAGGGCCCCAGCACCGGAGGGGCCCACCACUCUAACGGAGAGCCCUCCUCCUCGGGGAGCCACCCCUACAGUCGUACCUUCUCUCCCCACUUCCAUGCUUUUGUGGAGCUGUGUCUACAGAGGGACCCAGAGAAGAGACCCUCAGCCAGUGCUCUCAUUGGUCAUUCCUUCUUCAAACAGAUCAAGCGUCGGCCAUCGGAGGCUCUGCCUGAGCUAUUCCGGCCCGUAACACCCAUCACAGGCUUUCAGAGUACCCAGCCUCAGGACGCUGCCUCUGGACUGGCCAGCCUGGAAUCUGGCCUCAGCCACAUGGAUGUGGAUGACUGGGACUUCUGACCACAGAGGAAUAGGAAAGAGUUGUGUGUUGUAACCAAGAGGUUACCAGGAGAUGCUCUGAGAAGACUUGGACUGGAUUUACGCUUUGUUCUUAUUAAAUGGUCUAUGUAAAUAAUUCAAACUAAGCAGUUUCUCCUCCCUUUGACUGGGUUUAAAAGCCAGCUACCAUCAUCUCCUUGCUAUCACUCUAGUCUAAAAGAUGCAUGAGCAGACAGACCUUUGCACUGACUGACACCCAAUUCCUCUCACGCACACAUCUCUCCAAAUUCGACUAAAGCUCCGGACCUGUCGAAGAACCGUAUGGGGGAGUAUGUCAAGUCCGCUCUUUCACUUGUCAAUGGAGAUGUUCUAUUAAAGGUAGAGCAGGGAGACUCCUGAGCUGUACUUGACCCUAUCUAGAGCCAUCUGUUGACAUUAAAGACCAGGAACUGACCUCAUUACCAAGGGUUGAUCCAAUCAGCCAGCACAACAGAUGGAAGAUUCCAGAAGUUUGUCCAAGGCUAUCACGAACCAGACAGUGUUUGCAUUUCCUCACAGCUGUUCAUAUAGAACCAUCAGUUUUACAGGAGGGAAGAAAAAAUCUGUUUCUACCUGAAACCCUCAACUUGCUUUGCUGUCUUCAGUUAACAUUAGACUGUGCCAACUGAGGUCCAUGUAUUUGAUUAACCUCCCUGUUAUUGGCCAUUUUUGUCCUGCAAAAAAAAGUGAAUGUUACAAUGGUGCUUGUUUCAAGAAGGGAAAGUGUUGGGAAUGUCAACUAUUUUACUUGAUAAUAAAUACCUUUCACCUCA
Messenger RNA from Oncorhynchus masou masou (cherry salmon), 1957 nucleotides. RefSeq names its product STE20-related kinase adapter protein alpha-like. The transcript is spliced from 9 exons. Gene Ontology annotation, molecular function: ATP binding; protein kinase activity; protein serine/threonine kinase activator activity. Gene Ontology annotation, cellular component: serine/threonine protein kinase complex. Lineage: Eukaryota; Metazoa; Chordata; Actinopteri; Salmoniformes; Salmonidae. The record is from RefSeq and is a predicted model, not a curated record. Gene Ontology annotation, biological process: protein export from nucleus; protein phosphorylation; activation of protein kinase activity. The coding region runs from base 33 to 1166 and encodes 377 amino acids.